GUUGCUCUGCUCGACAUAGAUAUCUGUGGGCCAUCGAUUCCUAAAAUUAUGGGUCUAGAAGGAGAACAGGUUCAUCAGAGUGGGUCUGGAUGGUCUCCAGUGUAUGUUGAAGAAAACUUAGGUGUCAUGUCAGUGGGAUUCUUGCUUAGUAGUCCUGAUGAUGCUGUCAUCUGGAGAGGACCAAAAAAGAAUGGGCUGAUCAAGCAGUUUCUGCGUGAUGUGGACUGGGGUGAGGUGGAUUACCUGAUCGUGGACACGCCCCCAGGGACGUCGGAUGAGCACCUGUCCAUCGUGCAGUACCUCAGUGCCACCCGCAUCGACGGUGCUGUCAUCGUCACCACCCCCCAGGAAGUGUCACUUCAGGAUGUUCGGAAGGAGAUCAACUUCUGCCGCAAGGUGAAGCUGCCCAUCAUCGGUGUGGUGGAGAACAUGAGUGGCUUUGUGUGUCCCAAGUGUAAGAAUGAAUCUCAGAUCUUUCCCCCAACUACUGGUGGUGCAGAGAAGAUGUGCCAGAACUUGAGUGUUUCUCUUCUGGGUAAAGUGCCUCUGGAUCCACAGAUAGGAAAGAGUUGUGACAGCGGCCAGUCUUUCUUGGCUGAAGCACCUGAGUCUCCAGCUACAUUGUCUUACAGGAAUAUCAUUCAAAGAAUUCAGGAGUACUGUGAACAACACCAUUUGCAAGAAGAAAAGAUAAUGUAAUCUGUAAGUGGAACAAAAAUGUAGCUCAUGUCUAAUUAUAGAAAAGUAACUUAUGCCUUGAUUUAUUAAAGGAAUGUAUUCUUUUUGUAUAUUGCAAAUAAAUUCUUAAUAUAAAGGC
Molecule: messenger RNA, 817 nt
Organism: Zonotrichia albicollis (white-throated sparrow)
Lineage: Eukaryota; Metazoa; Chordata; Aves; Passeriformes; Passerellidae
Source: RefSeq, a predicted model, not a curated record